Molecule: messenger RNA, 1496 nt
Organism: Tribolium castaneum (red flour beetle)
Lineage: Eukaryota; Metazoa; Arthropoda; Insecta; Coleoptera; Tenebrionidae
Product: odorant receptor 4
Exons: 5
Coding region: 179-1354 (391 amino acids)
Biological process (GO): sensory perception of smell; detection of chemical stimulus involved in sensory perception of smell
Cellular component (GO): plasma membrane
Molecular function (GO): olfactory receptor activity; odorant binding
Source: RefSeq, a predicted model, not a curated record
AUGGAAACAAUACGACGAGUUUGAGCGUCUGUUACUACGCAAAUAUAUUAUUAAUGGUAAUAAAAAAUAUCAUACGUGUAAGCGCGUAAUUUGUCUGUUCCAAUAGCACUUUUAAAAUGGCGUCUGUUACACCUACUUAUAGGAUAAUUCGCUACAUGUCACAACCAGUCGUUCAGACAUGGUGGUAGAGAAAAUUAAUUUACUUGAACCUUUUGAAAAUGUCACACGUCUGCUCAAAAUCCUGGGGUGUUGGUAUUCGCCAAACGAGACCGCAGUUUACAAAAUUUAUAAAAACUUUAUCAUAGCUACAUGUUUUAUAUACACAGUAACAUGCAAUAUUUAUGUAUUUCAAAAAAUGUUCACUGAUUCGGAUAAAGCGUACGAAACUUUGGAGAUCGCGGUUGGUUCAGCAGAAGGCGUGUUAAAAGGUAUAAUAUUCCGCACGAAAUUCCAAAAAAUCACCGAAUCAUGGCAGCAAAUACAGCAACCAGAGUUUCAACCAAGGAAUGAAAAACAAAAAAGUGUUUUGAGAAGAUACAUUGAAGUAACAAAAACUUUCUUCAAGGUGUACUUUUCUCUAGUCUACGUUGGUUGUGUGACCGGAAUCGUUGUCUCCUCUUGGUUGAGACAUAAGGACUUACCUACGGACCACUGGCUACCAUUUGACUUUCGCAGGCCGUUUUUGUACCCAUAUGUCUAUGUUCAUGUAACAGUGGGUCUAUAUCUUAACUCGUUCACAAACUGUGUUCUGGACUCGUGUUUUUACUUGUCUUUGCUGCAUAUAACAGCCCAGUGUGAUGUGCUUGCUGAUACUCUUAAAAAUAUCCACGACUUGGAUAAAUUAAACGGUAAAAACGUCCCAGAACGGGAAAAUGUGGACGAAGUAAUGAAUAAAAUUCUUACCGAAUGCAUGAAACAUUUCAAACUUAUUCAAAAAUUCACUAAUGUAAUUACCGACUCUUUCAAAGAAAUUUUAACUUUGCAGUUUGUUCCGACAAUUGCAAUGAUUUGUAUUUCAAUGUACAAAAUAUCCACGCUACACCCAUCAAACACACAGUUCUGGUUUUUUAUAUUUACUGACAUAGGCGCCACUACCCAGAUUUUCAUUUACUGUUUUGUUGGAAACUUGGUUACCACCACAAGCGAAAAAUUAUUCUAUGCAGCGUUUGAAUCGCAGUGGUAUAAUGCGUCUCAAAAAUUUAAGAAAAAUGUAAUAACGGUUAUGAUGGCAGUUCAACAACCUAUUAUUUUUUACGGCUGGAAUGUUUUUGCAAUCAACUAUGAAACGUUCAAAUCUAUUAUGCGAACAUCCUGGAGUAUCUGUGUUGCUCUCAAAAGCACACAAGAUCUGUAACUUACUUCUUAUUAUCCUAAACUAGUUAUAACAGCGUUUUAGCAUUUUAGACAAUCUUAGAUAGUUUUAGAUUUGUGUCCUGAAAAAUUGUAAAGGUGCAAUUAUGAUCAAUGUAUUUUACUUUGAGCACAAUAAAAAGUAU